Molecule: messenger RNA, 1146 nt
Organism: Aspergillus viridinutans
Lineage: Eukaryota; Fungi; Ascomycota; Eurotiomycetes; Eurotiales; Aspergillaceae
Product: NACHT domain protein
Exons: 1
Coding region: 1-1146 (381 amino acids)
Source: RefSeq, a predicted model, not a curated record
AUGGGACAAAAGGAGGAUUAUCGAGACAAGUAUACGCUGUGUUCGUUCUUUUCGGUCUUCCUGGAGCUGCGCCAGACACACCGCGUUCACGAUGUGCUCGGUUUUGCCGUUUCACAUCCUCAGGAGUUCAGGUGGACCGAAAAAGAAGGUUUGGCCGAGUUCCUCACUUCAGUACUGACUUGGAUGCCCCGUACAAUAUAUAGGGUCCUUCACUAUGAGCGUAUGCGGGAUGAUGGGAAGCUUAUUGAUCUUGUUGCCUCGGCUGCGGCCAGACUCGAGACCUCAGUGGGGGAAAUAAACAGUGAGCUGGCGACGGCGAAAUACUUAAUCGAAAACGGCCGGGUCAGCGAAGGAAUCCAAGCUUGGUACGAGGUUGCCUCCCCCGACGACCCCGAUGUCUUGGAUAUGAGAUGGUUUUGGGCGUGGUCACAGAUUCGCUUAGCGGCCGUGUGUCUAUAUCAUCCAGAGAUUCCAUUCUGCGACGGGUCCCCUCUGAGAUUGGAUAAAACGGCCGAGUUUAGUGAUAUCUGUCUGGUGAUCUCGAGUUGGCUGCGGGAUCAUGGUGAUCUUGUAAACGCCCGAACAGCUCUCCGCGGACGUGUGAAGGAAAGUAUCGAGCUGUUAUUGGAUGAUGAUCCUUCCAACGAUAAUGACGCCUUCAUCAGCCUCUUGCAGACAUUUCUGACGGCUGCGGACAGUGAUGAAGAUCUGAAUGGGGCCUUGUAUUUGACCAAGGCCUGGUACAGGGACUAUCUGCGGGGAGCGCAGAAAGACAAUCCCAUAUCCGAAGCCGUGGCAGUGUCUUGCGAUGACAGCGGGAAUUUUCAAGACGGCGUCACCGAAUCUUUGAACCAAGUGCAUCUUGCCGAUGACGAGACACAACGACCGGAUGAAGAGGUUUCUGAACGCCAGACCCCGUACACAAUCGAGUAUUUCGCCGAGUGUUCGAACUGCAAGUGUGAUAUGAGGUCGAUAUGCCACUGGUACUUGUGUCGUUCCUGCCCAUUCAUGAUGCUGUGCGAUUGGUGCUACCACGAUAUCCAGUCAGCCAUAUGCCAGUCGGGUGCGUCCCAUCCCCCGGGCAUCUGCGACCCUCGGCACGAGUUUUAUUAUACCGGCCCUCUGAACGUGUGCCUGAGGGGAUGA